UGUAGAAAGAAGCAGCAGAGGCAACCAAGCAAGCCAUGAGAAAUGUAAAGAUUUUAUAACAUUUAAAGUACAAACACUAUAAGCAAUAUUAUAAUACACCGACAAUCAGAAUUUGUGCAGUCGCAGCAGCGUACCCGAAACAUUUGCACAGUCUCGGAGACAACAAGAACGAACGAUUUAACAUCAUUUUUUCUUGGUUUUUUUUUUCGAUUGUGUUUGGUGUGCCAAUUGUGCUGAAGCUAAGCGCCUGAGAGAGGGAGAGGAAGAGCGAGUGAGAGAGAGAGAGAGAGAGAGAGCGAGAGAGAGAGAGAAAUGUCGCAUACCAUUUUGCUGGUGCAGCCGGGCGCACGUCCAGAGACGCGCACAUAUUGCGACUAUGAGAGCGUCAACGAGUGCAUGGAGGGCGUCUGCAAGAUCUAUGAGGAGCACCUGAAGCGGCGCAACCCGAACACGCCGACAAUCACCUAUGACAUCAGUCAGCUGUUUGACUUUAUCGAUACACUAAUUGACAUUAGCUGUUUGGUCUAUCAGAAGAGCACCAACACAUAUGCGCCCUACAACAAGGACUGGAUCAAGGAGAAGAUCUAUGUGCUGCUGCGCCAGGCCGCGUUCAGUCCGAAUGCCUAAAUCAAAAUCAGCCCAAACCAAAUACCAACAACAACAACAACAGCAGCUGCAACAACAAAAUAUCGAAAUAGAGAAGCGAAUCCACAAAUGAAUCAAGUUGUUUCAAACUUAUUUCUUUGUAUAAAAAAAAAGAGAAAAAACGAAACGAAAAAAAAAAGCCUAAUAAUAAUUAAUUAAUAAUUGCAACAAACAACUCGAAACAUUACGUAUUUGCGGAUUUUCUUUUCCAAUUUCCAAACUAACAUAAGGCAAAUGGCAAAUGCUCUACAAAAUGAUGAUAAAUGCGAACCUUAAUUUUUUUGUAUUGUAACGAUAAUAUAAUGUAUGUAUAUGUAUAUA
This is a messenger RNA of Drosophila novamexicana, 966 nucleotides long. It is a transcript of the gene e(r), whose product is annotated as protein enhancer of rudimentary. NCBI's taxonomy places the organism in Eukaryota, Metazoa, Arthropoda, Insecta, Diptera, Drosophilidae. The transcript is spliced from 3 exons. The record is from RefSeq and is a predicted model, not a curated record. Bases 313 to 627 code for a protein of 104 amino acids.